Salvia miltiorrhiza (redroot sage) is the source of this 1081-nucleotide messenger RNA. RefSeq lists its product as uncharacterized. The transcript has 2 exons. Gene Ontology annotation, molecular function: structural constituent of ribosome. The coding region runs from base 281 to 886 and encodes 201 amino acids. Gene Ontology annotation, biological process: translation. Gene Ontology annotation, cellular component: ribosome. The record is from RefSeq and is a predicted model, not a curated record. NCBI's taxonomy places the organism in Eukaryota, Viridiplantae, Streptophyta, Magnoliopsida, Lamiales, Lamiaceae.
AAGAAUGAUAAGAAAAUGAAGAUAAAAUAGAGAUAAAAGUUAAAACACAUAAUUCUUUCAUCCUUCUUAAACCCUAAUUCCUCUUCUCCCUCGUCUGCAUCUUCAAUUCCGGAGUUUGGGGACACAAUAACAGAUUCAAGCAAAGGUCUGAAAUUUUGAAAUUGUUGCCGAAAUCAUAUUUAUUUAAAUAUGCCUGCAUCUCCCGAUUGCUACAUUGUCGCCUUGCCUUGAGGAGUUAAAUCAUCUGACUCAAGGGCUUUGCUUUUUGGUGUUAAACAGAAUGAGUUUGAUUGCGAAAUUGAGGCAUCAUGUAUGGUCUCCUUGUUGUGUUAAGGUAAUUGGGGUGAGGACUAGACAUUUCACUCAAACUACAACAUCGCGAGAUGAAGUAGUAGAAUUCGACCAAAGAAUGCUCCCUGCUGAUUAUGAUCCUGCAACUUUUGAUCCCACGGACCACCGUGGCCCUCCGACCACGAGGGUUUGGAGGCUUGUUGAUCAAGUGUGUGGACUCACACUUGCUGAGUAUAACCAACUCUCCACCAUAAUGAUGGACAAGUUCUGUUUCAUAAUGAUGAAGAAGUUGACGAUGAAGGAGAGGUUUGAGAUCAUGGCUCGAAUCCAAUGUGCUGGCGCAGAGGCUGCAGCAGGGAAGGAAGAAAAGAAGCCUGAAAAUGCGACAUUUGAGCUGAAGAUGGAGUCUUACGAAGCAGCUUCAAAGCUCAAGAUAAUCAAAGAGCUUCGAACUUUUAUGGACCUCGGACUGAAAGAAGCCAAGGAUUUGGUGGAGAAGACACCCGCUGUUCUUAAAAAGGGAGUCUUGAAGGAUGAAGCAGAGAAAAUUGUUGAGAAGAUGAAAGCCCUCGGGGCCAAAGUCAUUAUGGUAUGAGCUCUGUCUCUCUUGUGAGAAAUCUUGUAUGCAUAAUUAUGAGCAUAGAGAUUUGCUUCCCAAUAAAAUUUGUGAAGUUUUGGUUUUCUUUACCUAUUGACUAUUGAUGGGAUUUCUUCCCUUGGUUUAUGAUUUCUGACUGAUUGUGAACAAUGCAAAAAUUGAGUUUUUUCAUUAAUCUUGCAUGCUUCGAUA